UUUUACUCCCGAUCUAUCCCACGUUUAUAUUGUCUAGUCUCCGGAAUCAAUACCUACCUAGUUUACUAAUCAACCAUCAAAUGCAGCAAUAUUUGGUCAAAAAGGAUGGCGUCUUCUGACAAUGACCAAUCUCUACCACAAUCCCCUCACUGGUCAACUAAUUACCAAGGCUCCCGAGCUUCAAGGAAAAAUUACUCAGAAGAAAUUACCGAAGAGCAAAAUUGUUCUGUAUGGAUAACUUAUCUUCCAGCUGGGUGCGAUUCUGCAAUGCUUUGCCACUCUCUCAGAGGAACAGGAAAAAUCUACUCGAUGUUCAUAAACCCUCCGAACGACCAGCAUCGUACUUCAGCUGCAAAAGCGGUCUUCUGGGACCAUCUAGGAGUGAACAGGCUGAUGCAUACUGUCGAAUCGGGGCAGUUCAGAGUAGGCUAUAACCGACCCCGAGUGAUACCGCACCGAAUAAAAGUCAGCGCACAAGUCCCGUCAAAAAGAUCCCGUGUCAUAGAGAUCAGUGGACCGAUGGAAAUUGUAAACCGCGAUUUUCUGAACGCUUUCUUUCUUGAAAAGUUCUGGUUUGGCGUCGAGAGUGUCCAGACGAUAGGGAUCUACGAGGGGCUAUCGAUCAUGAAGUGGAGCUUCUGCUGUUACCGCUGCCAAAGCCAAUACGCAGUUCAUCAUAUAUUCGACCAAAAGCGUCGUCAAGAUCUCACUGACAUCGAGCGGCGUUUCUGGUCUCAGGUUUACGUACGAUGGUUGGAGGACCCAUGUGCCUAA
Daldinia decipiens is the source of this 774-nucleotide messenger RNA. RefSeq lists its product as uncharacterized. Lineage: Eukaryota; Fungi; Ascomycota; Sordariomycetes; Xylariales; Hypoxylaceae. Bases 106 to 774 code for a protein of 222 amino acids. The record is from RefSeq and is a predicted model, not a curated record. The transcript has a single exon.